Molecule: messenger RNA, 2688 nt
Organism: Torulaspora globosa
Lineage: Eukaryota; Fungi; Ascomycota; Saccharomycetes; Saccharomycetales; Saccharomycetaceae
Product: SAPS family protein
Exons: 1
Coding region: 1-2688 (895 amino acids)
Cellular component (GO): nucleus; cytosol
Molecular function (GO): protein phosphatase binding; protein phosphatase regulator activity
Source: RefSeq, a predicted model, not a curated record
AUGUCGUUUUGGCCUUUUGGACAGAAUUUGAAUAAUUCAAACGUCAAUAAGAUCCUGGAUGAGUAUUUCAGCGUGUUGCGUAGUCUGGAGAAGUCGAAUCCUGCGGUUGCGGCGUCCGUGCAGCGGAACUUCAGCAGCAACAGCGAAGACGCGGGCAGUCGUGGAGCUGAUGAGAUCUCGAGCGUUGAUCUGAAUGAGAGCAAUGCGGGGGCAUCUCGCUCGGGGAGCGACUCUGGCUCUUCCUCACUUUCGUCAAGGACAGACCUGCACGACGGCGACAUUGCCUCGGCUGGCACAACCAUGAUCGUCACAAUUCAGAGCUUAAACAGCUCUUACAUCGAAAGAUUGCUGGAGGAGCCAGAAUUGUUGAACGAGCUGAGUAGGCAGAACAGUAACCUGCUGGAUUUUAUCUGCUUUGGGUUUUUUUAUGAUUCAAAGAGCAACUUCAAGGUGCAGCACCUGGACUACUUGAUCGACGAGAUGCUCGAUUGCAUGGACAAAGUUUCCGAGGAAGUGCUGGGAGAGAGUAAACAGACAGCAUUCAAAGCUGACCGUGUGCAAGGGGAGGGCGAGAUUGGUAAUACCGAUGACCACUCUGCCGAGAAUUCAGGUAAUAUGAAUAGCGAGCAGAAGUUCCUCAGUAGGGCCAACUUGAUCUCAGAGAUCUUCUCUCUGGAUAUCUGGCUCAUGACCGAAUCAUUAAUCAAGGACGACACAAAUUUAUCUAAGAUAUGGUGCAUUUUGAAGCAUCCCAACCUGAGGAGUGAGAAUUCAUCUUUGGUACCGAUUUUCCUGAAGAUUAAUCAGAAUCUUCUGAACAGUCGAAAGGAUCAAUACCUGAAUUUUAUACGCUCAAAAAGCGAUUUAGUUGACGACAUGUUGAAGCAUGUGGACAUCUCUACAUUAAUGGACUUUUUACUGAAAUGCAUAGCCACAGAUAAGGUUGAGGCCCCUACCGGUAUAAUUGAGCUGGUCGAAGAUCAGCGACUGAUACCCAAAUGUCUGGAGUUUCUUGAGGAUCCGAAAUACGGCCCUGACGUACAGGCAUGCGCAGGCGACUUUUUAAAAGCACUGAUUGCAAUCUCAGCUAACGCCCCGUUAGAUGAUAUGUCCAUUGGUCCAAAUUGCUUGACAAGGCAAUUGGCUUCUUUGGACAGCAUUAAAAAGUUUGUUGACAUCAUAGUGAAGAGACGGGGAUCAGCUCUAAACAUAACGGUAUCGAUUGUCAUUGAGCUUAUCAGGAAGAACAAUUCUGAUUAUGAUCAAGUAAACCUACUGACUACAACUUUAGAAGCAAAUCCGCCAUCAAAUCGUGAUCCAAUUUACCUUGGCUAUAUGUUACGACAUUUUGCUGAAAGUUUACCCAGCUUGUUCCAAAUAAUUCUCGAUGCUGAAAAGGAUACGAAUAAGUCUCUGUUAGAGAACCAGCUGCGUGAGAAAUAUCAACCUUUAGGGUUCGAGCGAUUUAAGAUCGUUGAGCUAAUUGCUGAGCUAUUGCAUUGUUCAAAUAUGGGUCUCAUGAACUCAAAAAGAGCAGUGCGGAUAGCCUGUGAGCGUGAUAAUGCGAGAGCUCAACUGGAGGUUCGAUUACAGGAUGCGUUAGAGGACUUAAGGAUCGAGGACAGAACCAAUGGCGACCACACAGAGCAAACAGACCACGACAAUAAAGAGGAUGGACAGCGUACCAGAACUGAUGGUCAGGACAAUGACAACGGACAUGAUAAAAAUAAUUACGAUAAUGAAGUUAACGAAAAUGCAUUAGUGCCAGAGUAUGGCGAAGCUGAAAAUCAGCUCUCUUCUGACCCAGCUGCCAACACCCAGGCGGAGUGUGACGAUGAAGAAAUAGACGAGAGCUUUGAAAUUCCAUAUGUUAAUGAAAAUCAGAAUUCGAAACUAAGGAAAAAUCCUACGAUUGGUGAUCUUUUCAAGAUUAAACUAUAUGACACUCAAGUAUUGCCAAAAAUCAUAGAAUUAUUCCUUUCACAUCCUUGGAAUAAUUUUUGGCACAAUGUUAUUUUUGAUAUUAUUCAACAGAUUUUCAACGGAAGAAUGGAUUUUUCUUAUAACUCGUUUCUCGUCUACUCCCUGUUCAACUUAAGCGGCUCCAGAAAGUUCAUGCCUGAGGAAAUAGCGGAGCUGGCAGAAAUAAAGGAUUUCAGCCUCACGAAGGAUUUUAUUCUGCAGGGCUAUCAGAAUUCAUACAUGUUUUACGAAAGAAAGCACACGAAUUUGGGCUAUAUGGGACAUCUGGUGCUCAUUGCAGAAGAGGUGGUAAAGUUCUCAAAGCUGUACAAGGUGGAGCUUAUCUCUCCUGAAAUAUAUGAAACACUGAGUGACCAAUCUUGGCGCUUCUACGCCGAAGAUGUCUUGAACGAUACAAGAUUAAUGUAUUCCAAGAUACUGGGUGGAGGUAACUAUGUUGAUGAUGGCAACGGCAAUAUAAUACCGCAUCUACCGCAGUCGUCCGCACAAACGGGCGAACCGCUAGGCGGAGAUGAGAGCGAAAGCGCGAUGAAGGCUGGUGGACUUAUCAAUGUAGAGUCUCUAGAAGAGCAACUCGGCCUCGCGACUGAGUCGGACCUACACGACAAGCUGAGAGAUCUUCUCGUCGCCAAUUCGCAGAGUGAAGUAGACAAGAAGAACAAGGCGAAUGGCGUGAUAAUACUUGGGCCUCCGGCCCAGUCAUAA